This is a messenger RNA of Stegastes partitus (bicolor damselfish), 2211 nucleotides long. RefSeq names its product podocalyxin-like (gene podxl). Gene Ontology annotation, cellular component: microvillus membrane; apical plasma membrane. The record is from RefSeq and is a predicted model, not a curated record. The transcript has 8 exons. Lineage: Eukaryota; Metazoa; Chordata; Actinopteri; Pomacentridae. Gene Ontology annotation, biological process: regulation of microvillus assembly; negative regulation of cell-cell adhesion; cell migration. The coding region runs from base 432 to 1853 and encodes 473 amino acids.
UGAUAAGGGAGGCAGGGCAGCGAUCCUGGUCUGCAAACAGCUGAACAACUUUGCAGGAGAGUGAGGACUGACUGAGCACAAUACAGCACAGAGAGGGAGAGAGAGAGAGACACUGAGGAACAGCGCUGCAGCCAAGGAGACCACAGAAACACUCUUCCCCCAAAUCCCCAACUCUGCAGAGGCAGCACAGAGAAAGAGACGCAGCACAGACUAACAAAAGCAUUCUUGGCUUUCAGUUUUAAAAGAAGAAGGAAAAAUAACAAUACGUGGGGCGAGAUCAUUUACUCUGAGAUACAAAUUCAGGGAGAAAGGCGUGACAGCCUGGGGUUUGUCAUCACUGCAACAUCUCCUGAUACAAAGUGAGGGAGGAUUGGAGCGCGGCGCUGCAUGAAGGAUAAAUCCAUCUGGGAGAAGAAGCCAGCAGAAACAGGAUGAGAGCGACUCUGAGGAUCACGUGGCUGCUACUUUCACUCGGCUGCCUCCUUCACACUGUUUGCUCAGACGGUGAUGCUGCUGCGACGGAGAAAGCUCCCAACCCUGCCGCUGCUGACCUGUCUGUGGUAACUGCAACUACAACUGUGGUGACUCCUGAAAGUAAGACUAAUCCUGCCACAACUGUCACAACUGCAGCACCAACAACUGAUGGAAAGAAAAGCAUCCCUACACAAGAACCUUCACAGAUAUCUGUUGUGAAAACUGAAGCCACGGCCACAGCCUCUACUGUGCUCAAAACAGAUGUUAGUCAGCCACAAGCAACAACUACCAAAAACAUCCCAUCAACACCAAUGACCGCUUCUGCAAGGCCUCCUUCUGUGGAGACCAUGACUCCUACUGCUCAUACCAAUGUGUUGUCCACGGCCAUGACACCACCUGCAGCAACUGGCAGAACCCCCAGCUCCAGGACGAGCCCCGGGGCCACCACAGCACCGACAACUGCAGCUUCCACACCCAGUCAAGUCUCUGGGACACCCAGCAGCCUACCAGGGAAUCCUGUCAGUGGAGACCCAACCGGGACCACAGUGGUACCAGCGGUGGGCUCGACUUCUGUAGUAAAGCAAGUGUCCACCACUUCAUCAGUGAGCAACAAAGCUACCACUGAAGCACCAAUCGGAGGUCCUGGUCUGGCAUCUCCGACGCCCACACAGUCGGCUGUGAACCCAGGGACAGCCAGCAGCCCCUCCAGCUGGACCUCGACAAUAGCUGCUGCACUGACGACCAUUGCUGCCAAAGCUGCUACCAGCCCUGUGCAACCCACCGCUACCACCACCACCCCCAGCCCUCCCACCACCACCACGCCUCCAACCACCACCACCCUGCCUCAGCUAAGGAUAUUUGUUUAUAGACUCAGCUGGAACGAGAAUAAGGAAGAAAAGGAUCUGGAGGAGGUUUGCAAGCGACUGAUGCCAAACUGGGAAAAUGGAACCUGCACGCUGACGUUGAGACACCACAACGGCAAAGUACACUUUGACUCUGUGGAGAUAAAUGGCAAAGUGCCGUCCAGCCUGGCAGCCCAGUAUUAUGAAGAAAUCACCAAGAAACCGUCAGAUAGCAAAACCCUGAUCGUCAUCCUGGCCUCUUGUGGAGGUCUGCUCAUCAUGAUCGUCAUCCUGGUCGUCUGCGUCUCCCACCACCAGCGCAGGCCGUACAACGAGAACCAGCAACACCUGACGGAGGAGCUGCACACGGUGGAGAACGGCUACCAUGACAACCCCACACUGGAGGUGAUGGAGGUGCAGCCGGAGAUGCAGGAGAAGAAGAUGGCGCUGAAUGGAGAGUUCAACGACAGCUGGAUCGUCCCCAUCGACAACCUGCUGAAGGAGGACAUCCCCGACGAGGAGGACACCCACCUGUAGAGACCAGCAGGGACAGAGAAGAAGAAGAGGAGGGUGACAGGACCGGCCACACCAAAACCAAUGCCUUACACUCUGGACCCUGGGAGCACGUCCCUGUAGCCACGCAUGACUGUCUCACAUAGAAGUACAUCCUAUAGAGCACUCGUGUCUCUGGCCUGCUCUGUUGGAUGUAUUUCUGCUGUAUACGGCAAUAAAAUGUGACACAGUGGCCUGCUUAGAAAAACCACCACACCAUCACUGUUGUGUUUAUACUGUAGUUUUUAUACAAAUAUUUGAUAUGUGUGACUUCCUGCAGAGCACAAUUCCAAUUUUUUAAUAUCAUUUAUUACAUUUAUGUAAACUCAGAAAGUGCCCCAAA